Molecule: messenger RNA, 3452 nt
Organism: Cynocephalus volans (Philippine flying lemur)
Lineage: Eukaryota; Metazoa; Chordata; Mammalia; Dermoptera; Cynocephalidae
Gene: RADIL
Product: Rap associating with DIL domain
Exons: 14
Coding region: 37-3255 (1072 amino acids)
Biological process (GO): substrate adhesion-dependent cell spreading; signal transduction; neural crest cell migration
Cellular component (GO): microtubule
Molecular function (GO): GTPase binding
Source: RefSeq, a predicted model, not a curated record
AAGCCCUUGGUCUCCGUCCAUGAAGACUUGUCCACCAUGUUUUAUGGGACUCACUUCAUCAUGUCUCCACCCACCAAGGGCAAGCUGAAGCGGCAGAGCCAGCUCUUGUCUAGCAUGCUGUCCCGGACACUGAGCUACAAGUGUCGGGACCUGGACCCCACCUUGUCCAGCCUGGGUUCCUGCGAUGACCCUGCUGAGCUCUCCACCCAGCUUUCGGCCCCUGGGGUCCUGAAGGUGUUUGGGGACAGUGUCUGCACGGGCACCCACUACAAAAGUGUCCUGGCCACUGCCACCUCUAGUGCCCAGGAACUGGUGAAGGAGGCACUGGAACGUUAUGCCCUGGACCCCGAGUGUGCCAGACAGUAUGUGCUGUGUGAUGUGGUGGGCCAGGCCGGGGACCCUGGGCAGCGGUGGCAGGCCCAGUGCUUUCGGGUGUUUGGGGACAAUGAGAAGCCCCUCUUGAUCCAGGAAUUAUGGAAGCCCCGAGAAGGCUUAUCCCGGAGGUUUGAGCUGAGAAAGAGGUCAGAUGUGGAAGAGCUGGCAGCCAAGGACGUGGAUACCAUCACGGCAGGGAUAAACGCCCAAGCCCGGAGGCUGCAGCGGAGCCGUGCGAAAGGAACCCCAGCCCUGGCCCUGGGGGUUGCUCAGAGCACCCCUCCGCCCCGGCUGCGCCGCACAGUCAGUGAGACCAGCCUGAGCCCGGCUGGCACCCUGCCCAACGACACCCAGGACCCCGAGGAACCUGGCCAGGACGCCAUGCGCUACUCCCUGUACCAGUCCCCACACCUGCUGCUCCUGCAGGGCUACAGCCAGCAGCACGACAGCCUGGUGUAUGUGCUCAACCGGGAGCGGCACACGGUGGGCCAGCGGACCCCGUCCAGCAAGCCCAGCAUCAGCCUCUCAGCACCCGAUAUCCUGCCCUUGCACUGCACCAUCCGCCGACACCCGCCUCCGGGCAGCAGCCAGGCCGGCGGGAUGCUGGUGCUGGAGCCCAUCCCCGGGGCACCUGUGUCAGUCAACUUCUCCGAGGUGGGGCAGAGGACGGUGGUGCUGCACCAUGGGGACCUGCUCUCCCUGGGCCUCUACUACCUGCUGCUGUUCAAGGACCCUGUACAGGCCCAGCUGCUGCCCACCCGGGCCCUGGCUCAUCUCCGCUCCGUGCCACAGAGCUGCAGGCUGUGUGGCGCUGAGCUCAGGGCCCAGGGCAUUGCUUCUGCCUCACCAGCUGUUCUGCCCCAGUGGCGGCAGCUGCACCUCGAGUUUGAGUCCGACCUGGAGGAUAUGCUGCUACAAAGGAUCAUGACACUGAUCGAGCCAGGGGGCGAUGACCACAAGCUGACCCCUGCCUUCCUCCUCUGCCUCUGCAUCCAGCACUCGGCCACCCACUUUGAGCCAGGCACAUUUGGACAGCUCCUGCUCAAGAUAGCCAAGAUGAUCCGUGAGACGGUCUGGGAAAAAACCAAAGAACUAGCAGAGAAGCAGGCGCAACUCCAGGAACCCAUCUCCUUGGCCAGCUUUUCCAUGGCUGACCUAGUUCCAGACCUGCAGCACAUUCUUUUCUGGAUGUCUAACUCCAUCGAGCUCCUGUACUUUAUCCAGCAGAAAUGCCCACUCUACAUGCAGAGCAUGGAGGAGCAGCUGGAUGUCACAGGCUCGAAGGAGUCGCUGUUCUCCUGCACAUUGACAGCCAGCGAGGAGGCCAUGGCGGUGCUGGAGGAGGUGGUGCUAUACUCCUUCCAGCAGUGCGUGUACUACAUCUCCAAGUGCCUGUACGUCUGCCUCCCAGCCCUCUUGGAGUGCCCCCCGUUCCAGACGGAGUGCCGGGAGAGCUGGUGCACGACACCUGCGCUGCCAGAGGAGGUGCGCCGCGUCGUGUCUGUCUACCAGGCGGCCCUGGACCUCCUGCGGCAGCUGCAGGUGCACCCUGAGGUCACCUCCCAGAUGCUCGCCUACCUGUUCUUCUUCUCCGGCACUCUGCUCCUCAACCAGCUCCUGGACAGGGGCCCCUCCCUGAGUUGUUUCCACUGGCCUAGAGGUGUCCAGGCCUGCACCCGCUUGCAGCAGCUCCUGGAGUGGACAAGGAGCACCGGCUGCGGGGUGGCUGGAGAGCACUUCUUCCGGAAGCUCUCCUGCACCCUUAACCUGCUGGCCACUCCCAGCGCCCAGCUUAUCCAGAUGAGCUGGGCAUCCCUAAGGGCUGCGUUCCCUGCCCUGCGCCCCGCACAGCUGCACCGGCUGCUGACUCAGUACCAGCUGGCCUCGGCCAUGGGCCCCAUGAGUGCCUGGGAGCCAGGGGCCCCAGACAGCCCUGCCACCUUCAAGUCAGAGGAUGUCCUGGAGUCCUAUGAAAACCCCCCACCCAUCGUUCUGCCAAGUGAGGGCUUCCAGGUGGAUUUGGAAGCAGACUGCCUGGAUGACCGCAUCUACCAGCACAUCCUCUAUAUCCGCCAUUUUCUGUGGAGCCUGCGGAGCAAAGCCAGCCCUGGCGGCGGGCCUGCCCAGCCAGAGUGCCUGGAGGAUGCCAACCACAUCAUCCCGGAGGGGCAUCUGGAUGCCCAGAGCUGCCCCCUGGCUUCCAGGGACCCCAGCAGGGGAGCCCGAGAAGCCACCCUGGCACGCUCUCUUCCUUCUGCCAGGGCUCCCCUGGCACAGGGCCCCCUGGGAAGGCAGCCAGGCCGCGGGGGCCGUGGGGGUUCCCAGGCCGGACCCCUGCACAUGGACUCCUCAUGCCUGCUCACACCUCCCAGCACCCCACUUGGACUUGAGCCCAGAGGCCCUGACUGGACAGAGCUCAGCAGCAACUGCGGGAAAGCACUUCUGGAAGUGCAGAGGAAUGGCCCGUGUGGUCCCCGGGAAGCAGCUCUGGAAGGAGACUCUGUGGCCCCCAUGGAUGAGCCGCCUCUGGCCACUUCGAGCCGCAGCUCCAGCACUGAUGACUUCUGCUAUGUCUUCAUGGUAGAGCUGGAGCGAGGCCCCUCGGGGCUGGGAAUGGGCCUGAUCGAUGGGAUGCACACGCCCCUGGGCACCCCAGGGCUCUACAUCCAGACCCUGCUGCCAGGCAGCCCUGCGGCGUCUGACGGGAGGCUGUCGCUGGGAGACCGCAUCCUGGAGGUGAACGGCAGCAGCCUGAUGGGCGUCAGCUACCUGAGAGCUGUCGAUCUGAUCCGACACGGCGGGAAGAAGAUGAGGUUUCUGGUUGCCAAGUCUGAUGUGGAAACAGCCAAGAAAAUCCGCUUCUGCACGCCCCCUCCCUAGGGUGGUCGUGCCCCGCUUCCCUGAGCUUCUGCAGGUGACGCUGACCUUCAUCGAGCUGUUCGUCAUUUUUUAAAAUUAAUCAGUCAAGUUCUCCUUUGGUGGCAUCGCCUUCAGGACAUACCCUGUUGAUAAUGUACAUUUUAGUGUAUAUUUUAUUUAUAUGACAGAUAACACUAAGUUGUGAUGUUUAUUACAGA